UACAGCGACCACAAAGAAAGAGACAGAAAAAGAACACGAGAAUAACUUGACGUCACCCGCAGCAACAGCACGUGGUUGAUUGCGUCAGUGCGAACAGGAAAAGAACAAAAUGGAGGAGUACGCGAGGGAGCCAUGCCCCUGGAGGAUAGUGGACGACUGUGGGGGUGCCUUCACCAUGGGAGCCAUAGGUGGUGGGAUCUUUCAGGCCGUCAAAGGCUUUAGAAACUCUCCUUCUGGAAUGAAUCACAGAAUGAAGGGUAGCUUGACAGCCAUAAGAACCAGAGCUCCACAACUAGGAGGAAGUUUUGCUGUAUGGGGUGGCCUCUUCUCCAUGAUUGAUUGUGGGCUGGUCAAGAUGAGGGGCAAAGAAGACCCCUGGAACUCAAUCACAAGUGGAGCCAUGACAGGAGCCAUUUUAGCAGCCAGAAAUGGGCCAUUGGCCAUGGUUGGCUCUGCUGCAAUGGGAGGUGUACUGCUUGCAUUAAUAGAAGGUGCAGGAAUUCUGCUCACAAGGUUCGCCUCGGCACAGUUUCCAACUGGCCCACAGUUUGCAGAAGAACCCGCUCCCAUGCCUGCUUCAUCAUUCGGAGACUAUAGACAGUACCAAUGAGAAGCCCUUUGAAACUCAAGGCCUUUUCUUAUUCCAUGAACUCAUCUAAGACACUGAAGUUACAGUGUGGACCUCAUUCAUCAUCAUAGCAUGCCACCAACCACGAAAGACUGUGACAAAGGGAAUAUGAAGGGCAAACACUAUUGUUCCUGUCUUUGCGUUUGGCUUUAGUAUGCCUUUUGCUAUUUUCAGCUUUGUCACUGGCCUAUGGGUCACCAUAUUUAAGUAAAAACUUAGUUCUGUUUUCAUCCACAUGAUCCCUGUUUUUGUUUUCUGUGAUUUUUUUUUUUUUUUUUUUUUUUUUUUUUUUGCUGUCACAGCUGGAAAUGUUUGUUGAAGCAAUAGGUAUACUAUUUAUGUCAUGCUAGGUUGUUUGAUUUGGACCCCGAUCAAUUGGCUGUAUAAAGUUUGUUUGUGUGUGUGAAUGUGUUAAAACCAUUUUGUUUGUUUUUGUGUGUGUGUCUGAGAAUGUGUUAAAACCAUUUUGUUUGUGUGUGUGUGUGUGCGCAUGAGAGGUUUAUACAUGCCUGUGCACUGAUUGUUUGCCUUAAUGUAAACUUUCUCAUGGGCCUCAAAAUGAUCGUAUAUACAUACUGGAGAUUUUUAUUGACUGUUCCAUGCCAAACCUUCUCUUGCAGAAUAUAUUCCUUCACAAUUUACUUUUUGAAGUAGUUAUUUAUUGUAUAGAAGUAAAAACUUCCUUGUUUGAAGAUGUUAUGCUGUAUUGUACUUUGAGUAUUUCGCAAAUCACAAAGGAAGCCUCAGGAGAAAAAGGUUUAUGAAUGGACAGAAUUAAUAGUCUCUUCUGGUAGAUAUAUAAGCCAAAUUAGGCUGAGAAACAUCAUAAAUAAACCAUAGUUAUUACUGCCAUGGCA
This is a messenger RNA of Puntigrus tetrazona (Sumatra barb), 1485 nucleotides long. RefSeq names its product translocase of inner mitochondrial membrane 17 homolog A (yeast) (gene timm17a). Bases 110 to 610 code for a protein of 166 amino acids. NCBI's taxonomy places the organism in Eukaryota, Metazoa, Chordata, Actinopteri, Cypriniformes, Cyprinidae. Gene Ontology annotation, cellular component: mitochondrial inner membrane; TIM23 mitochondrial import inner membrane translocase complex. The transcript has 6 exons. Gene Ontology annotation, biological process: protein import into mitochondrial matrix. Gene Ontology annotation, molecular function: transmembrane protein transporter activity. The record is from RefSeq and is a predicted model, not a curated record.